Paracoccidioides brasiliensis Pb18 is the source of this 960-nucleotide messenger RNA. Its product is annotated as lactoylglutathione lyase. Gene Ontology annotation, molecular function: lactoylglutathione lyase activity; metal ion binding. The transcript is spliced from 4 exons. The record is from RefSeq and is a predicted model, not a curated record. The coding region runs from base 1 to 960 and encodes 319 amino acids.
AUGGCCACAGAUCCAUCAAAAUACAAGUUUAAUCAUACCAUGAUUCGCGUAAAGGAUCCAAAAAGAUCAGUUGAAUUUUACAAUUUUCUGGGCCUUUCGCAAAUCAACAGACUCGAUUUCCCAGAGAACAAGUUCUCCCUUUACUUCCUUGCAUAUGACGGCCCACAGGCCCUAUCUGGCUCCCGCCACUGGACGGAUAGAAAUGGCGUUAUCGAACUUACUCACAAUUAUGGAACCGAAAAUGACCCUUCGUAUACUGUCUCGAACGGCAAUGUCGAGCCUUAUCGCGGAUUUGGCCAUCUCGCUAUCUCAGUGGAUAACAUCGAACUCACCUGCAAGCGCCUGGAGGAUGCCAACUUCAGCUUCCAGAAGAAGCUCGCCGAAGGGAGAAUGCGAAAUAUUGCCUUCGUCAAAGACCCAGACGGAUACUGGGUGGAAAUUAUCCGGAAACAUCAAACAGAUGCGGCCGUUGCACAGACAGAUCCAUCCACCUACCGGAUGAACCACACCAUGGUCAGGGUCAAGGACCCGGAAGCAAGUUUGAAAUUCUACCAGGAGGUUUUUGGAAUGACCCUUCUUCACACGCUCGAGCUUGCUGGUGCGGAUUGCAAUCUGUACUUCCUGGCGUAUCCUUCAUCCAAUCCCUCGCUUCAAGAGGGUGAUGCCAACCCAGUCGCAGAUUGGGAAGGGUUGCUGGAAUUGACCUGGAAUCGCGGCACAGAGAAGCAAGAAGGGAGAGUGUAUCAUGAUGGCAAUUCGGAGCCUCAGGGAUUUGGACAUAUCUGCGUAUCAGUUGACGAUCUCGAUGCUGCCUGUGCUCGUUUCGAGGCACAAAACGUAACCUGGAAAAAACGUCUGACUGACGGGCGGAUGAGGAAUGUUGCCUUUAUCCUAGACCCAGACGGUUACUGGAUUGAGAUCAUCCAAAACGAGUCCCUUAAAAACAGAAGCCACUGGUAG